Molecule: messenger RNA, 2037 nt
Organism: Gracilinanus agilis (Agile Gracile Mouse Opossum)
Lineage: Eukaryota; Metazoa; Chordata; Mammalia; Didelphimorphia; Didelphidae
Gene: SQOR
Product: sulfide quinone oxidoreductase
Exons: 9
Coding region: 74-1456 (460 amino acids)
Cellular component (GO): mitochondrion
Molecular function (GO): FAD binding; sulfide:quinone oxidoreductase activity
Source: RefSeq, a predicted model, not a curated record
CCGCUAAACCAGCGAAAAGGACAUAAAAAAACCUACGCAACAAUCAUCUUGUCCAUAUUGACCAGGAUCAAGGAUGACUCCCCUGGUCAUGGUGACAUCCUGCCCCCCAACUAGGCUUCUUGCCUCUUUACUCCAUCGGGGAACUCAGCAGGCUAGCAAGUUUCAGCUGCACACAGGGACCCCCUGUGCUGUCAAGGACUACUAUGAGGUGCUGGUCCUGGGCGGGGGCUGUGGUGGGAUUGCCAUGACCUCCCGAAUGAAGAAAAAAGUGGGUGCUGAAAAUAUAGCCAUUAUUGAGCCUAGUGAGAAACAUUUUUACCAGCCUCUGUGGACCCUGGUCGGUGCUGGUGCCAAACAGCUGUCAUCAUCUGGUCGUUCCAUGGCAAGUGUUAUUCCUUCAGGAGUAGAGUGGAUCAAAUCCAGAGUGGUAGAUCUGGAACCUGACAAAAACUGUGUCUACAUUGAUACUGGCAAAGAGGUAACUUAUCCCUUCAGGACCCUUCCUGUAUCCUUGUCAUAUAAAGUUAAGUUUUUUUUACCUUCUUUGUCUAAUUUGAUUCAGAUCAAAGGUUUGCCUGAAGGUUUUAGAUAUCCAAAAAUAGGAUCUAAUUAUUCUUCUAAAACUGUGGAGAAAACAUGGAAGGCUCUGCAGGACUUCAAGGAGGGCAAUGCUGUCUUUACUUUCCCAAAUACUCCCAUCAAGUGUGCAGGGGCUCCACAGAAGAUCAUGUAUUUGUCAGAAGCCUACUUCAGGAAGACAGGAAAGCGAUCCUAUGCCAAUAUAAUAUUUAAUACUUCCUUGGGAGCCAUUUUUGGGGUUAAGAAGUAUGCAGAUGCCCUAGAAGAAAUUAUCAAGGCCAGGAACCUCCAAGUGAACUACCGGGAAAACCUCAUUGAAGUUCGGCCAGACAAACAAGAGGCAGUGUUUGAGAACUUGGACAGUCCUGGUGAGACCAAAGUGAUUUCGUAUGAGAUGCUUCAUGUCACUCCACCCAUGGGGCCACCAGAUGUGAUCAGGGAAAGUCCUGUUGCAGAUGCUGCUGGCUGGGUAGAUGUUGACAAAGAAACUCUACAGCACAAGAAAUACCCAAAUAUUUUUGGAAUUGGAGACUGUACCAACCUUCCCACAUCCAAGACGGCUGCUGCAAUAGCUGCCCAAUCUGGAAUACUUGACAAAACAAUUUCCAAGAUAAUGAGGAAUGAAAAACCAGUCAAUAAGUAUGAUGGCUAUACAUCUUGUCCACUUGUUACGAACUACAACAGAGUGAUACUUGCUGAGUUUGACUAUAGCGCUCAGCCUCUAGAAACUUUCCCCUUUGAUCAGAGUAAAGAACGACUCUCCAUGUAUGUUAUGAAAGCUGAUAUGAUGCCUUUUCUCUAUUGGAAUGGACUGCUAAAGGGCUACUGGGGGGGCCCAGCCAUUUUGCGGAAGGUACUACAUUUGGGUAGGAUUUAGAGAUGAAAGAAGACCUGUGUUCCUGACAAGUCUCUUCCAAUACAGGGUUUUUGCCCCCCAAACCACUGCCUCUGACCCAAAGCAGAAUGAAGGGCUUAAAGCUUAAUCCUUUAAAUAACUUGUAUCCUCAUGACAGCUUUCUUCAUCAUUUGUCUUUUAAAAAGCCAUCUUGCUUUGUCAGAUCCUUAUUUCAUGACACAUGUGCACUGGUGUUGAUAUUGAUACCAGAAGCUUAUUAUCUUGAUGGUGGGAAAGAAAAGCCACACCAUGAUUUCUCCCUAUUAUAAAUAUUCAGAACCAGGCUUACAUAAUUUAUUUUAAAAAAGCAAGUUAUAGAUCUCCAACUUAAUCAGAGGUUUUUUUUUUUAGCAUUUUUUUAAUGGGUUUUAGGUGAGGCUGAUUCUUAGAUAAAUGACUAAAAUGCCAAAUUGGGACAAGCAUUGUUUUCAGACUAUGUCUAAUCACAAGACUUCUGAAAUGGUGAGCAUUCCUCUCUCAUCCCUUUCAAAGGUGAAUGGUAACUUCUAACCCUGUGGACAUUUUAUUGAAGCACAUUAAAUGGAUUUGGUGUGCUGAGUCUA